AGUAUGAGCAUGAAGAACAGUCCAUUGAUGCUCGCGUGAUGAGCGUGGUGGGCAAAUAUAGAAUCAAAUCGAAAAGUAAAAUAUAUGCAAUCAAUCUUCCAGCACAUCACAUUUCAUCUGCCAUCCUCAACACAUAGCGUGAUGAACGCGGUGUGCGUCAUCUUGCUGCUCUUCCCCGUCCUCCUUUCGGCGGCUGAGGCGUUUGCGAAUGCGCCGCCGGCCAGUGCUAACAUGAUACUUGCCGCAUGCAAGACCGUCGGCGGCGGGAGCACCUACUUCGACGUCACGUUCUGCUUGGGUGCCCUCCGCUCCGCGGGCGGCGCCGGCGACUACCAAGGCCUCGCCGCCGUCGCCUUGGACCUCCUCGCGACCAACGCCACCAGCACGGAGGCCAAGAUCGACCGCCUGCUUGGUAUCAGCGGCGCGGAGGUCAAGGCGGAUGGCGCCGCCCUGGCGCGGUGCCUCCGGUCGUGCCAAUCGAUGUACGGUGGCAUAGUGGACGACGAGCCUGCGUGCACCGCUGCGGUCAAGGGCGGGAGGUUCGGCGAGGCAACAGCGAUCCUGGAGAAGGCCGCGGCCGCGGCGAAGGAAUGCGAGGGCGGGUUCGAGAAGAGCAAAGCGGCUUCGCCUCUGACGACGGAGAACGACAACGCGUUCAAGCUCGCAAAACUCGCCGUUGCGUUGCUCCGUUUUGCGUAAGAGCCCGGAAAGGGACAUUGUUUUUUUUCUCUCUCUCUCUCUUUUCAUUUCUGAAUAUUUUCGUAUAGUCAAAAGAUAGGCGGCGGUCGACUCUCUC
Hordeum vulgare subsp. vulgare (domesticated barley) is the source of this 796-nucleotide messenger RNA. RefSeq lists its product as uncharacterized. The coding region runs from base 85 to 699 and encodes 204 amino acids. The transcript has a single exon. Gene Ontology annotation, molecular function: enzyme inhibitor activity. Lineage: Eukaryota; Viridiplantae; Streptophyta; Magnoliopsida; Poales; Poaceae. The record is from RefSeq and is a predicted model, not a curated record.